GUGACUAUUGUGUGACUAUUGAAGCAGAACAUGCUAGAAAAAAACAUGAGAAUUGAGAAAUUGUCUUGGCUCUCAUAAAAGCUUCAUGCAUUCCGUCUCUCUCUCUCUCUCUCUUUCUGCAGACCUCGGCAGGCUUGGGGUUUCAGCUCGUGUUGCGAUCUUGGCUGACCGUGCACUUGUGGGAUCUUCGGUUCUGGAUUUCUUCAUCCACGAGGCUGGUGGGGAACGAGGGAUGAUCACUUAUUCUUCAAGUGGGCAUGGCUUGCGACUGCAACCUUCCCCAGACUUUUUAGAUCACGGUUAGCGUCUCUUUAAUUUCGCAACUUGCCGGACGGUGUGGGAAGAGCACCAGCCUAGAUACUCCGGAACCCCAAGGGGUAUGUCAGGUUCCGGUGUGAAUGGUUUCGAGAAUGGGAAGGGAUUCACACGCAUGAGGUCAUUGUUGCUGGAAUCCUCACCGAUUGUGUACCUCACCCCUUCUCCAUGCGGAGAGUGCCAAGUGCUAGACCGCGGCUGUAAUGUAUAAUUCCCCAUCGACAGAAGAAAGGAAAAGGAGGAGGGAUCGAUGCCAUUGCCAGUUGAGAUUUACAGCUCGCAAGCUAGCCCGGGAUACGGCCACUAGGACGUUUGGGGAUCCCAGGACCUGGGGACUCGAGACACUGAUAUAUAAUCUGGUGCUCUCCUCAGUCUAGUCGCCAGACCUAAGCUCGAUAAGUCAUUCUCAAUUCGCAGCUUACGAGACCCCCAGGGUCGACGAGCUUAUAGAAUAUGAUCUUUACCUCCAGUCCUGCGGUGCUCCUCAGCACCAUCACUUUGUUCGCUCAACUCGCUUUGGGCCUCCCCACAACAUCCGAACCGGUGCACCACGAAAGUGUCCGGGCUAUCGGAGAGCUUUCUCACAGGGACGAGUUACACGACGCCGGCGUCGUCUGGAACAAGGUCGUUCGCCAGUCACCCCUAGUCGCUCCUACCGACCCUCGCGACAGCUUCAACAACCAGAACCCAGACGUCCCAGGGGUUGGCUACCCUCGGUCCUCAGAUGCGGAUCCCGCCUUCACCAUCCCCGAGGCGAAGCUCCGCUCCGCCAUCUACCUGCCCUCAGGCUUCAACUCGUCCACCAACCGCCAAGUAGUCCUCUUCGUCCCCGGAACCGGAGCCUACGGCCACGAAUCCUUCGCCGACAACCUGCUCAAAGUCAUCACCAAUGCCGGCGCCGCCGACGCCGUCUGGGUCAACGUGCCUAACGCCAUGCUGGACGACGUACAGUCAAACGCCGAGUACAUCGCCUACGCCAUCAGCUACGUCAAGGCGCUCAUCGGUGACGACCGUGACUUGAACGUGAUCGGCUGGUCCCAGGGUAAUCUGGCCACGCAGUGGGUGUUGACCUACUGGCCGAGCACCGCCCCAAAGGUGCGCCAGCUGAUCUCCGUCAGCCCGGAUUUCCACGGGACCAUGUUGGCGUAUGGGCUGUGCGCGGGCAACUUCGGGAAAGUUGCCAAGGCGGGAGCGCCCUGCCCGCCGUCGGUGCUCCAGCAGUUGUACAGCUCAAACUUGAUCAACACCCUCAGGGCGGCGGGCGGCGGAGACGCGCAGGUGCCCACCACCUCGUUCUGGUCACGUCUCACUGACGAGGUUGUCCAGCCGCAAGCCGGCUUGACGGCGUCGGCGAGGAUGGGAGACGCGCGCAACAAGGGCGUGACGAACGUGGAGGUGCAAACGGUCUGCGGACUAUCGGUUGGCGGUGGGCAAUAUGGCCACUCGACCUUGAUGGCGCACCCGCUCGUUGCGGCAAUGACGCUCGACGCGCUGAAGAAUGGAGGGCCCGCGAGCCUAAGCAGAAUCAGGUCGCAGAUGUUCAGGGCCUGCUCGAAUGUGGUCGCGCCAGGGUUGCAGCUCACAGACAGAGCAAAGACGGAGGGACUCCUUGCCACUGCGGGCGCCAGGAUGGGUGCUUUCCCUACCAAAUUGUUGAGAGAGCCGGCCUUGAGACAGUACGCAGCUUGAGUCAACAAUAUAUGUAACUAGAAUUGCGAGAGAAUCCUGGAUGCGAUGAGUAGCAUAGUAUUUGUGAAAUUUUCGAAAUGUUUUGGG
Neurospora crassa OR74A is the source of this 2091-nucleotide messenger RNA. RefSeq names its product lipase B. The transcript has a single exon. Lineage: Eukaryota; Fungi; Ascomycota; Sordariomycetes; Sordariales; Sordariaceae. Bases 769 to 2004 code for a protein of 411 amino acids. The record is from RefSeq and is a predicted model, not a curated record.